ACCCGAAGGUUCUCUCUCCGGUCGACAUCCUAGCCUACGGCGCACGUAUCAUAACCCUGGCGAGGUCUAUGCCUUUGGUGACCACUCGCGUCUACGACGACCGCUAUCGUCGCGGGGUGGCAGCUGUCAUGGCUGCCAAUGCCCAACUCUCAUUGCGCCAGUGCUUUCUGACCGACACCAAUCCGGCACUACUCGCCGAAGUCGUCAGUUCUUCACUGCGUUCCGCCAACCACAUGAGAGCUCCUGCCGAGAAUGGCAGUAGAGGUCGCGACUCGCAGCGGCCCGAGCCCUGUAGAAACUUUGCAAGAGGUACAUGUAC
Perkinsus marinus ATCC 50983 is the source of this 319-nucleotide messenger RNA. RefSeq lists its product as hypothetical. Gene Ontology annotation, molecular function: metal ion binding. The transcript has a single exon. The annotation marks the transcript as partial. The record is from RefSeq and is a predicted model, not a curated record. NCBI's taxonomy places the organism in Eukaryota, Perkinsozoa, Perkinsida, Perkinsidae.